Molecule: messenger RNA, 735 nt
Organism: Neoarthrinium moseri
Lineage: Eukaryota; Fungi; Ascomycota; Sordariomycetes; Amphisphaeriales; Apiosporaceae
Exons: 4
Coding region: 1-735 (244 amino acids)
Biological process (GO): RNA metabolic process
Cellular component (GO): cytoplasm; nucleus
Molecular function (GO): sequence-specific DNA binding; single-stranded DNA binding; RNA binding
Source: RefSeq, a predicted model, not a curated record
AUGGCGGACAACACCAACACCAUGAUCGAUCCCAAGAUCUUUCAAUAUCUCCAGGCCCAUGCCGAGGAGCAGACCGAAGUGGGCGACAAGCUCACCCAGAUCAUCACUGGGUUCAACCGUCACAUAUCAACCGCCCAGGGCCACCUGAGCCGUAUCCAUGCCACACCCCUCCAGAAACUCGGGCCACUUCUGAGCCAGGUCGAAUCUGAGGGCAUCAAGCCUGCGAUCGAAAGCAUUGGCGAGCUCAACAAGUUUGCUUCCAACUACCCGUACUACAAAUACAACUUCCGAUGGAGAAGCGCCGUGCAGAACCUCAUCUACGUGAUGCUCAUCACGGCAUGGCUCGGUGGCCUGAGUAGCGAGUCGAAGCCCAGUGAGCUCGGCCGUUUGCUUAGAAUCGAAGAGAUCGGCGAGAUUCUCAAGGUACCUGUCAACCUUGAAGACCGUGAUGCCUUCCACAUCACUAUUGAGGAGUACAUUCUCGCCUUGACUGACCUCACCGACGAGCUUAGCCGCCUGGCCAUGAACUCUGUCACGAUGGGCAACAUCGACCUCACAGUCCGGAUCAGCCAGUUCAUCAAGGACCUGUUCGCAGGCUUCCAACUCCUCAACCUGAAGAAUGACAUUGUACGAAAGAGGAUUGAUGCGGUCAAGUAUCACGUCAAGAAGGUGGAGGAUGUCAUCUACGAUUUGUCCCUACGGAACCUGAUCCCUAAGGCUGCAGAGCAGGUUUAA